Homalodisca vitripennis (glassy-winged sharpshooter) is the source of this 703-nucleotide messenger RNA. RefSeq lists its product as uncharacterized. Bases 242 to 703 code for a protein of 153 amino acids. The transcript is spliced from 4 exons. Lineage: Eukaryota; Metazoa; Arthropoda; Insecta; Hemiptera; Cicadellidae. The record is from RefSeq and is a predicted model, not a curated record.
CUGAUGUUUGUGGGACACUAAGUGCGAUGCCUAUGCGAAUAGGGAUCUACGGAGGGCAGCACAUGGUUCGCUGUUGGAGAUAUACAAAAAAUUCCAACCGAAUGCAACAAUUGACCUGCUCAAGAAGAUAGAAAAUCUCAAGUGCAGUUUCAGACGGGAAUUGAGGAAGGUAAGAGCCAGUGAAACAACUGGAGCUGGCAGCAGCCAGAUAUAUACACCACGUCUCUGGUUCUAUGAACUCAUGUCAUUCUUGGAAGAGAAGGAGAUGAUCAGAGAAGGAUUGGAUACUCUGGAAGAAGACGAGUCACAAAUGGAUGCUGUGGAAACAGUUGGUGACCCAGGAAGUGGUGCAGCAGUGGUGCAAGAACAGAGCAACCAACGGCAGAACGCAGGUCCUUCUACUAUUGUAAAUCCGGCUGGGAAUAGGGCUCCGAUUCCACGAAAAAGGAAAAUGAGUGCAUUGGACAAAAAAAAGGAAGCCAUGUUUGACUCUGUGCAAAAUUUACUGUCUGCAACCGAGGCCGAGUGGGAGGUGAUAGGUAAAUCGCUUGGCUUACAACUCAGCCAACUCAAUAACGAUCGACAACACUGGUGCCAUGACGUACAGGUGUUCUCAUCACGGUGUCUCAACUACGAACGUUUGGUCUGGGAGUGUGUAGAGCCGUCCAAGACGGCAUGCUUGCAGCCAGACGGUCUGGUCUGA